AUGAACUGGUCACUACUGUCAUUUCGAACACCCCCUCCCCCCUCAAUUAAUCAUUAUCUUCCUCCUCUUCCCUCUUCCGCGUACCAGUCACCCCCUCCCCUCUCUUCGGCGCGGCACAACUGUGUCACGGUACUUCAUCUACCGCUCUGGUUAGUACGGUACAUACAAGUUCGGCUAUGCCCAGGGUCCACUGGUAGUGAGCGCACACUCAUGUUACUCUCUACUCACUGGCUAGCACGGAACAUGGCCCUUUAUCGUCCGUAUCGUGGUCGAUGUACCGUACGUCGCCUAGUUGGCCUGUGA
Morchella sextelata is the source of this 303-nucleotide messenger RNA. RefSeq lists its product as uncharacterized. Lineage: Eukaryota; Fungi; Ascomycota; Pezizomycetes; Pezizales; Morchellaceae. The record is from RefSeq and is a predicted model, not a curated record. The coding region runs from base 1 to 303 and encodes 100 amino acids. The transcript has 5 exons.